Messenger RNA from Penicillium subrubescens, 1642 nucleotides. Its product is annotated as CCDC47 family protein. The transcript has 3 exons. Bases 43 to 1338 code for a protein of 431 amino acids. Gene Ontology annotation, molecular function: calcium ion binding. Gene Ontology annotation, cellular component: endoplasmic reticulum. Gene Ontology annotation, biological process: endoplasmic reticulum calcium ion homeostasis. Lineage: Eukaryota; Fungi; Ascomycota; Eurotiomycetes; Eurotiales; Aspergillaceae. The record is from RefSeq and is a predicted model, not a curated record.
CCUCCUUUCCCUUCCAUCCACCAUCGUGUCUCCAUUGCAACCAUGGCGGGCAUGUUCAAGAACGUGUUCGGCUCUCAGCCCUCGGGAGCUGCUAACCCAGACGAUGACUUCGCCGACUUCGUCGAGGCCCCGAACCCGUCUCCUGCAUCGCUCGUCGCCGACACGACCACUAUCCCGGCCUUCAGCACCGGAGGUGCCGUUCCCUAUACGAAAUGGUAUCGCAUCUGGGAGCGCACCUCGCCUAGCGACUUCAUGCAGGAGGCCAUAAUCAUGCCUUUCAUCCUGGUGGUUGUCCUCUUCCAUCUCUGGGGUACGCGCAAGAACCGCCGCAAGGUGCGGGACUGGGCCAAGGCUCAUAUUCCGGCCUUGCAGAAGGAGUUUGCCGUCGUUGGCUUCGAUGGUAUCUCCCGCUCGGGCCCUGAGGAGGUCACCGUGGAGCUGGCCAACCCGGAGAAGCUGCUGAAGGAGAAGUCGGCUCACGAGUUCGCCGCAUAUGCCACUGGGCGUCAGAAUGUGGCUUUCCUGGAUAUCGCUCUCACCAUGCCCAAGCGCUACAAUCCCAUUACUUACAUCAUGGAGUAUGUCUUCAGCUUCUUCUUCGAGACCUGGGAGGCUCCCGCCGAGAAGUACGAGGCUUUGAUGUACGCUUUCGAUGGCAAGGAGAAGGACCUGGUUCCCGUUCUCGCCAAGGAGUCUUCAUCUCUCAAGGUGGCCAACUCGACCUAUGAUGGCUUCAUCUGGGCUGUUGUGCACAAGAGCCACAUGCGCAAGUUCCGCACUGACCGCUACGACGCUUCCAUCACUUUCUCCAAGGAUCACCCCAAGCUGCCCUCCUGGGUUACCGUGAUGAGCGAGAGCGCCGAGAUCACCGAUACUCUGCUCACCCCGGAACUUAUCCAGGCCAUUGAGCAGGCCGGCAAUGACUUUGAGUUCCUGAUUGUGACUGACCAGCCCAUUGACAAGCCCACCAAGAUUGACGAGACCGUUCCCAAGAAGCGCAUCCAGCUCUCCGUCAACCUUUCGUCCGGCUACGAGUCGACCCUUCCCUUGUUCAACCAGUUCCUGCGCUUUGCCGACAAGCUCGUCUCCGUCGCCCACUGGCGUGGUGAGGUGAUGCGCAAGAUCCGCAACGUCCGCGACGAAGAGAUCAAGAAGUUGCGUCGCGUCGAGGAGGAGGAGAAGGCCGAGGAGCGCAAGCUGGCCGCCGAGAAGAUCAAGAAGGAGGAGCGCGAGCGUCUGCUCCGCGGUAUGACCGCCGAGGAGCAGCGUAAGUACCUCGAUCGCGAGAGCCAGAAGGGCCAACGCAAGUCGAUGAAGAAGUACUCCCGUAAGGGUUAGAUUUGAUACGACUGAGGAACCGUGCCCGCUUGAUUGGGCUGAUGCCGGAGAAUAUGGGAUAGGAGAUGGAGACGGGGACCUGGGGAAACGUUCACCUUCUUUUUUCCCGCUCGUUUGGACAGCAGGCGAAAAAAGCGAGGGGAAUUGUCUUACUCUGCCUUACCUUUUGAUACCUUUUGCGCUCCCCAGAUGUAUUCAUAUUUGAUACUAGUUGUCAACGGAUUUGGUGGCUGGUUGUUCUUUUUGGCAACGGCGGGUGGAAUUGCAAAUUUUCAAUGAGAAUCUAUUCUAAUUUUACCCUGUU